AUGGCCAUGCAAAAGCGCGCUAAUCUUCGUUUACCACCUGAAAUAAAUCGUGUGUUAUACGUACGCAACCUUCCGUAUAAAAUUUCAGGCGAAGAAAUGUAUGAUAUAUUUGGUAAAUACGGUGCUAUACGUCAAAUUCGUCUGGGCAACACACCGGAUACACGAGGUACUGCGUUUGUUGUCUAUGAAGAUAUAUUCGAUGCUAAAAAUGCAUGCGAUCAUUUAUCUGGUUUUAAUGUUUGCAAUCGUUAUUUAGUUGUACUUUAUUAUCAAGCAAAUAAAGCAUUCGAUAAAAUGAAUUUAGAAAAAGAAAAAGAAAAACUAGCCAAGACACAAGCUAAAUAUGGAUUGAACACAUAA
This is a messenger RNA of Rotaria socialis, 360 nucleotides long. NCBI's taxonomy places the organism in Eukaryota, Metazoa, Rotifera, Eurotatoria, Philodinida, Philodinidae. The record is from the annotation of a GenBank genome assembly.